Molecule: messenger RNA, 4913 nt
Organism: Cydia strobilella
Lineage: Eukaryota; Metazoa; Arthropoda; Insecta; Lepidoptera; Tortricidae
Gene: TfIIA-L
Product: transcription initiation factor IIA subunit 1
Exons: 1
Coding region: 331-1359 (342 amino acids)
Biological process (GO): transcription by RNA polymerase II; transcription initiation at RNA polymerase II promoter
Cellular component (GO): transcription factor TFIIA complex
Source: RefSeq, a predicted model, not a curated record
ACUGUGACCAGAGACAAUAUUCGUAAUCUGGCAAAUUCUGCUUUUCGUUUGUAGGUUAUGUUUAGUGGUGAAUUGUCAAAUUUAGUGUUAAAUAUUUUCUUGGAAAUCUUAUAGAUAUGGAGUGGACUAAACCCGAACGUUUUACUUAUUAGUAAUCGUGAGAUUUUGAUCCCCAUUGAAUUGGAUAUGAAAUUGUAAUCGUUUCGUCAUAAUGGCUGUGUAGAUUGCCGUGUCGCUUGACAUUGAGAUGUGAAUCCGAAAGUUGAUACGCAUUUUUCGAUAGGAAAGCUAUCAUCGUUGUGAGCGUACAAUAGUUCUUAUGCAUCACGAAUGAUCCCAGUACACAACUCGGAGUACACUAAUUAUAUCAAGAUGACGUCGAGUCAACUGUCCGUUAUUAAACUUUACAAUACCGUAGUAGAUGACGUUAUAGCCGGAGUGCGGGACUGUUUCUUAGAUGACGGUGUGGAUGAACAAGUGCUGCAGGAGUUAAAACAGUUAUGGAAGACCAAAUUAACCGACAGUGGUGCGUUGGACCCGCCUCCAUUGGAACCCGCGAUGCCACCGCCACCAGUAUUACAAAAUUUUCAAAAAGCAAAUGGGGGCAAUGCGAUACAAAAACGUAUUCCGGAUGCGCAUAUGGCGCAGACCUCGAGCCAUCAAAGUUCAGGGGCGGAGCAUGGAGCACCGGGUCCCAACUUGGCCGGCACUCAUCCCCACAUUUUAGAUCCCAGCAAUAAAGUUCCAGUGCAAUUGACUCUUCCGGCGCAGCCUGGUGUCCCAGGAUCGCAACCACGUUCUUUCACUAUUCAAAUUCCAGCCUCUGCUCUAAAUGGUAACAAGCUUCAUCAGGUUUUGACUGGGCCCAUAAUCAAUGCAACAAUUAGUUUACCUCAGCCGCUAGCUGCAACUCUUCUUCAACAACAUAUUAAUUCUGCACUAGCAGCACAACAAAAUGAGUUUGAUGGUGGAGGGGGCGGCAGGAGCGGUGCGGCCCCAUUUUCCCUAGAUGGAGCACUGGAUUCUUCAGAUGAUGAAGGCUCAAAUGGAGGUGAGGGCUCAGAUGAUGCAGCAGGGGAUGAUGAUGAUGAUGAGGAAUCUGGAGAAGAGCCAGCGGAGGAGGAGGAGGAGGAGCGGGAUGAGGAUGGUGGUGCUGAGGAGGAGCCCCUCAACUCGGGCGAUGAUGUGUCUGAUGAAGAGCCCGGUGACAUGUUUGAUACAGAUAAUGUUGUUGUAUGUCAGUAUGACAAAAUAACUCGCAGUCGCAACAAGUGGAAAUUUUACUUAAAAGAUGGGAUAAUGAAUUUAGCUGGAAAAGAUUAUGUCUUUCAAAAAGCCAACGGAGAUGCAGAGUGGUGAAAUGUUCUCUUACCAAAAAUACGAGUUGUGUGUAGGUAUUUUAAUGUGUAAGGUGUCUCAUGACUAGAAUAAUUCUUACCAAAUGAAAAUGUGCAACGGCAAGUGGUGGAUCUAUAAUAUAUAUAUCUCAUGAGGUUAAUAGUGGACAUGUUGGCUUUUAUCAGGGAUGGUUGGACAGGUUACUCAUUGAAUUACCUUUUUAAGCCAUUAUAAUCAAACACCGGAUUGAGGGGGGCAAAUCUGAACUGACAUUUAAUAGUGCGAGGACAAAUUAAAUUAAUUUUAUUACUUGAUAUCGAUAAAAAUUACGUACUACCAUUGUGUAAUUUUAAGAAUGUGAAUGAAUGGUAUAUUGCAAGCUAAAAUAAGUAGCAAGUCCAGGUUAAAUACGUUUUGGUUUUUAGCGACGCUGUUAUGCCUUUUGCUUCUUAUAUGCCUUUGUACGGAAAACUUUUUUCGUGACAUGAAUUUUACAUUUCUUGCAAAAGUAAGUCGUACCUCGAUCUUCUAUAUCUGAAUGGUCAGUUUUCCAUGAAAAUGAAUGAUCUUUUUUCUUGUGAGGCAUUUUUAACCAGCUUAAAAAAACAAAAAGGUAGGCGUAAUUAAUCGGAAUGCUAAAUAAUAUUGUUGUACUGAAUUAAUUAUUCAAUGUAAUUUCAAUACUUGUCACAAGUGACUCGACACUGUCAAUGUCAGAUAUCGGCUGUUUUUACUUGUGAUAAGUAUAAAUGAAAGAGGUUCGCACACAAUUAAAUGUAUUCAAACUUAGCCAUUAGCCAUUUUGAUAAUGAUGGAUAAAAUUGUUUUUUACGAUGUCGAUAAAUUUAGUCGAUUUUUAAUUAAUCACUAGAACUGGUGCACUUUUGCCCCCGUCAAUCCGGUGUUUGAUUAUAAUAAUUUCUGCCUAGUUAUUUGACAAGAAGAAAUAUUUUAAAUAUGUAAGUACCUAAUCUUUUCAAUAUUUAGUUACAAUGUUAUUGUUUUAUGAUUUACUCACAACAAUCAUUUGGUAUUUAUUUUAAUUAAGAAUGUCUUAUUGAUAGAACUUUAAUUGCUAAAAUGCAGUCCAGAAAUUAAUAAUUUGAGAUUUCUAAUUCUGGGUAUUGGGUUGAAGAAGAGUGUGAGAAUAUUUCAACACACUGGAUACUUAAUUAUAAUUUGCUUUAUUAGCUUCACUAAUUAAAUACCUAGUAACAUUUCAAAAAGAUCACUCUUGUGCCAUAACAAAAGUAUUUAAGAACUGAAUUAAAAAAAAUAAUAUAUUUUAAGAAUGUAUAGAAACAUCUCGUUUUUUAACUAGAGAAUGAACAAUAAAAUGACCACUAAUGUAACGCUACAUAAUUUAGUGAAGCUAACUGGCAUUCAAGAAAAAACAAAAACAAUUUUUAUUACAAGACCAACCUAUGUGUUAUUUCUAAAUUGUGGACUGGUACAUAAUUCCUUAUAUGUUAAAAUCAAGUAUUUUGGUAAUAUAAAUGUGACUUUAGCAAGGAUAGCACAAGAAACAAUGUGACACAUGUUACAAGGAAAAAGACUGCCCUGAUUGACCCUGUCCCAUGUCCACUGUCCCAAUCUGAAUUGUUAACCUUACGGUUUCAUAAUAAAGGCUUGCCGUGACUCUUAUUUGGGGCACGGACAGUGAAUGUCUCAAUCACAGAAAUAAAUAUACCAUAAAAGACGCAAAUGCAUCUACUUCGCGUGUCCGAACCCCGACCAAGCAUCGAGGUUGACCGUCGCUCUUGACAGUCCACACUGCUGGUUGUUGCAGCCGGACGUCUGUGAAAACUUAAAAAAUGCUUCGUUGUUACUGCAACAGCCCAAUAAUUGCGAGCACUUAAAGGCAAGAUAUAUUUCCUAUCACACAUAAGUAAUUUUAAAAUUAUAUUAUGCGUAAAUUUUGUAUGAAAAAGUCGGCACACUUGGUUUCAAAACAAAUCGUGGUAUUUGCAUCAUCUAGCGUAUAUAUUAAAUCUGUGGUCUCAAUACAGAUACGAAGGAAAAGGUAGUCUAUCUCAUGUGCAACAUGGGUCAUGGUGUUCCUUGUACUAGCUGUGCAGUACAAGAUGUCCACCUACUGAUUUUAAUAUUUGUAGAUUAUCUCAUUCCAUUGUGUGACCACAGUUUAAAAAAAAAAUUAGUAUAUUUCAUUUGUGAACAGACCCAAAUUUCUGUAUAUGGCAUAUGAAUUUAUAUACAGUGAGCCAUGAUUCUGAUGGUCAGUUUUACUAAAGAAUGCAAAAAUUACGGCAUUUCAUAAAAACUAAUUUGUUUAUUUUACUGUAAGUAACUAAUGUAAUUUUUAUGAGUUCCAUCGUUAUUAGGUGAUGUGUUUCUAUAAUUACACUUCUUCAAUUACCUAAAUAUAAUUAAUCUUAUGUAUUUUAAAUUUAAUUUCUAUUGGGAUAUUACAGUUUUGGUUAUUUUGAUGUAACAAAUCUACUAAUUUAUCAAAAGCAUCAGUGUUUGCUUAGCAUAAACUUUUUAUCUAUUAUGUAACCAAGUAAACAUUGAGUUUUUUUUACUGGGUAAUAAUGUUUGGUCUUUAAGGGUGUCUUGUGUCAAAUCAAAACACACACAUGAAUUCAUGAUCUGAAUGUUUAGAAAUUUGUUUGAAUGAUCUCAUGAACCAUAGACUUUCUGGUCCUGAAUUCAUGAGCGCAAGAUCCCUUCAUAUUUGUGUUAGCUGUGGAAUGGAAUUGGAAACAAUCUAAAGGGCAUUCAACUCACAUAAAUUCAUGAUCUCAACUUAUGGUCUGAAUUUUUAUGAGUCAUGAAUUAAAUCAGAUGCAUGACAGAUCCAUAUGAAUAUUUCAGAUAUUAUUUUCUAUGACCAAGGAAAUCUGUCAUUGAACAUAGACAAUAAUCUGAGUAUAUCUUAAUCUAAGAUAUUCAUAAAUGAAUCAUAAAGUUUCAGAUCAUGAAUGAAUGUGAGUAAAAUUCCUUAAAUUGAAAAUAAUCUCGGAGGGAAAUGGAAAUGACCAGAGGGUCUACCGCGAAAAUCAAAAUUUCGUUAUCUGCAUCUCCAUCUCUCGAAUAUGCAAAAGUGAUAGAGAGGCAGACAACGAAACGUCAAAUUCCGCAGUAGGGCCUGAGAUGAGGGGCAUGUUUAAUAAGCUAAAAGUUACAAUUUUACGUAUGUAGACCGGUAACUGACUCGCGCUUGACCAAUGGAGUCAGGCCAUUUGAACAAUGUUGAUGGAUCAAACGUAUAAAAUUGUAAGUUAUAGCUUCAUAAAAUGGGGUCCAGAUUCCAGAUUUGAUACCUAGCUACAAACAAAUUAUUACAUAAAAGAAAAGGAGUGUAAAAAACCCAUUAGUUUUUUAGUAUAUAUUGUGAUAUGAUCAAUAGUAUCUAAUUUUAUUGUUAAUUUUAAUAGGUGGGUUAAAAAAUAGGUACCUAUUUUGGAAGGUGUUCUCUGUAAGUAUGUGUUGUUCUGUUCAAAUUUUGAAGGUAGAUAUAAUGCAUCAACUUAGUUCUCAUUUAAGUUUCUUGCGGUUUGUGAUGAUUGAAAUUUUUGACGAAAUUGUAAUUAUAAUAAAAAUAUGUUACAUUA